Pangasianodon hypophthalmus (striped catfish) is the source of this 7289-nucleotide messenger RNA. RefSeq names its product FYVE and coiled-coil domain autophagy adaptor 1b (gene fyco1b). The coding region runs from base 696 to 4649 and encodes 1317 amino acids. Gene Ontology annotation, molecular function: metal ion binding. The record is from RefSeq and is a predicted model, not a curated record. Lineage: Eukaryota; Metazoa; Chordata; Actinopteri; Siluriformes; Pangasiidae. Gene Ontology annotation, cellular component: late endosome; lysosome; autophagosome. Gene Ontology annotation, biological process: plus-end-directed vesicle transport along microtubule; positive regulation of autophagosome maturation. The transcript is spliced from 18 exons.
AUACACUUGUUUUUAUAUCAAAUGUCCGUGUUCUUUUAUCGUUUUUUGAAUUAAUUAAAAAAAGACGCUUAUGCUUAUGAGUACAGUGAACAUUGUUAAUGUUUGUUCAAUUUAAGAGCAGGUGUGGUGCUCCAUCAAAGCUAAAGAGUUUCUUGCUUUCUUUUUUCUUUUUAAGAACUUAUUUUUCGUGAUGUUCUUCUCUGCAAACCGGUGUCGUCCAUCAUCAGCACGACGUCGUAAUAAAGUGAAGCGAAUCUAAAGUGUUUUGAUUAAUUAGCUGGAAAUUUCCCUUAUCUUUUCCAGUCAGCGGUCAGUUUUAGGAAGCGCGAGCCGGUGACGUAGCAACACGCUCUUUUCCGUUAAACUUUAUUGGCUCAAUAAUAGUACAUACAACACUCUAACUAAGGGUCAGUCUUUUUUAAUUUUAUUUUUGAGCGGGUUAUUUAUUAAUUACGUAGCUGAUAAACUGUCACUUUUAAUAAUAAACGAUAAGAGUAUCUUUUACGCACACAAAGCUAUUAAAUGAACGCAAGACCGCUGGGGGCUGAUGGUGAGACUUAUGGAGGGGUUCCCGGUGGUCUGACCUGUUAAAGCUAAAACUUUAACAACCCCAAAGCAAAUAAACACCAGAGGUUCCCUUGAUGCAGUACACAGUAUGAUGACAGUAUAACCUGCGUUCGUCCUCCAGCUUCACAAUGGCAUCCGUAACAGUUGGUGAAAAUCAGCUCCAGAGGAUAAUCAGAGAUCUGCAUGACGCGGUUGCUGAGUUGACCAAGGAGCAUGCGGAGAGUGGAGAACCCAUCACAGACGACAGCCCUAGUCUCCACAAGUUCUCCUACAAACUGGAAUACUUACUGCAAUUUGACCAGAAAGAGAAAGCCACUUUUCUGGGCAGUAGAAAAGACUACUGGGACUAUUUCUGUGAUUGCUUGGCCAAGAACAAAGGGACUAAUGAUGGCAUCCGAUUUGUCAAGUCUAUCUCAGAGCUGAAGACGUCUCUGGGCAAAGGUCGAGCCUUUAUCCGCUACUGCCUGGUGCACCAGCGACUGGCAGACACUCUUCAGCAAUGUCUGAUGAACCAGAGAGUCACAUGUGACUGGUACUAUGCCCGCAGUCCUUUUCUGAAGUCCCAUCUCAACGUCGACAUCAUCAAUCACCUGUAUGAGCUGAACGAGAUCCAGUUUGAUGUGGCAUCCAGAGGAUAUGAUCUCGACUCCGAGUGGCCCGCCUUUGCCAGGAGAACUAUCGGAUCAGCAGUUCCAGGUGCCCACCUGUGGAGACCGCCCAGCCGCUGCUCCAGUGUCAACAGCCUUGUCAGCAACUACUCACAGCAAGUGCAGGAAUUUCUCCCAGGCAGUACAGACCUGGGUACCAGUUUUCAGGCAGACCUUGGAGAACUUGGAGAACUCUCUAGUAGUGCUGUAGAUGACCUGCGUGUUGAACUCGACCAGUCAGAGCUACGAAAACAGCAGCUUCAAGAGCAGGUUCAUCUGCUUACUGACGAAGCAACAGAAUUAAAGCAGGAGGUUGCUGAUCUCCAAGUGAAGCUGCUUGCUGCUGAGAGUGCCAAUAAAAAGCCAUAUAAGGAGGAAGCAGGGAAGGCUGAAGUGGAGAAGCUGGAAGCUAGGUGCAAAACCGAGGAUUGGGCAAAGCAGGCUGAAAGAUUGUCCAAAGAACUCAAGGCUCAAGGGGAAAAGUUAAAAGAGAGUGAAGAAGCACUUGCCAAGCUCCGCACAUCCAGCGAGAAGGAAAGAACCAUUGCAGUCCAGCAGGCUGAUGAGCUCCAAGUGACUGUCAGUCACCUCAAUGAGGCAUUGUCUUUGAAAGAACAGGAGGCAAAGAAUUUGCAUACCCAGGUGCAGGACAUGCAAAGCUUGCUGCAGGAAAGAGUCCAACAGCUAGAGGAAGUGAAGAAGAAAGCACAACUUGAACGUGAGGAACUUCAACAAAAGAGCAGCAGCCUAAAGGAAGCACUAGAUAGUCAGAUUGUAUCACUGCAGGAACAGUUGAAAGCAAAGGAGAUCAAGCUCUCAAUCAGCAAUCAGAAGAUCCAGCAGUUAGAAAACAAGGAAAACCAGAGCAAGAAGCUGGAAGAGUACAAGACCCAGUGUGUCAGCUUAAUGGAGAUCAAUGCAAAGUUGGUCAGUACAGUAAAGAGGAGCGAGGAAAGCAACAAGGAGCUGGCUCAGACCAAAGCUGCUCUGGAAAGAGAACUGACCUCUCUAAAAGUCUCCGAAAAGCAGACCAAGGCCAGGCUGGGUUCGACUGGGCUUACAGUGGAGGAGAGAGAGAAGUUGUUUGUGGAGGAGAGCCAGUGUCUUGAGGAGAACACCCAGAAAUCCCAGAUGAAAACUGGGGCCAAUAUGAAGGAGAGACAUGGACAGCUAGAUAAUGGACUAAGCUCCAGGGAGAACAAGACAGUAUCUGAUCAAGAAUUAAAGGAUGUUCAAAAUGAAGAGGUAACAGAUCACAGGAAAGAUCUCCACCUAACACAGCACUCUCAAACUGGAGAAGCAGCUUCUAGACUAGCUCUAGCUGAAGCCCAACUAGACUUAAACAUGAAGGAGGUAUCCAGGCUCCAGGAGGAGGUUGUAGAUCUUCGAGCCCGGCUCCAAAUGACCUCAGAAGAGAGAAUGAAGAUCCAAGCUUUGCAGGAGGUGACUGAGGCCUCCAGGGCAGACCUUUCUGCUCAGACUGAGCAGCUCAAGGCCCAAGUGGAGGGCCUGAACCACCAGCACAUAGAGGAGCUCCUGCAUUGUCGGGAGAGGGAGGAGGCACUAGAAAAGAAGUGGGAUACUGAGGCCCAGGCUCGAGCCAGCCUACAGACUGAGUUGGACUCCAUGAAGGAGGAGCUUGACAUGAUGAAGAGACAGAACAAUGCCCUGGCCCUGGAGAAUGAAGAGGCUAAAGAGGCCCUUCACAGAGCCAAUACUGAGACCGCAGAGCUGGGCGUUCAAGUGUGUAUGCUGACUGGGCAGCAUGAAGAGGCUAGGUUGCGCUGUGAGGAACUCUCAGCCAAGCUGCAGGAGCUGCUGGUAGUGCAAAAUGACACACAGACCCUCAAAGACUCUGUGGAGACCCUGAGAAAAGAAAACGUUCACCUCCAAAAGGAGCUGAAACAAGCAGAGGGUCUCGCGAAAGACAUGAAGCAACAACAGCAGAGGCUUGAGGGGGCGCAGGAGGAGGCCAGGAGCUUGCGGAAAAGCAACCAGAGAGAGCUCAGCGCUCUUCAGCUUCAGCUGAGCGAGGCAACCACAUACCACCAAAACCAGAUGAAGGUUUUGAAUGAGGAGCUGCUGGGCACAAGGUCUCAGAUGGAAGCAGAGCAGGAAAAAGUGUCAUCCCUGGAGACCAGACUGGCAGAGCUUGAGGCCAACAACACCAGCCUCAGUGAGACGCUUGAGGAGAAAAACGCUUGCAUUGCCAAAUUUGACACGUUGCUUCAUCAGAAAGAGGAACAGCUCAACCAAAUACAAAGUGACUUGGCAAAGGCUCAGGAGGAACUUGCUCUCACCCAGAAAGCCUGUCAGGACCUGAGUGAGAACCUGCGCAGAGCGCUUAUGGAGAAGGAGACAUGCGAUCUCAAGUCGUCUGCAGAGAUAGACGAUCUUUACCGCACAAAGAGAAACCUGGAGGAAAGACUUAUCGAGCUUAUUCGGGAGAAAGAUGCACUGUGGCAGAAAUCAGACGCUCUGGAGUUUGAACAGAAGCUGCGAGCCGAGGAGCAGUCGGACCGAGAGCUUCCUUAUUGCUCUGAGUGUCACACACAGUUCAGCUGGUGGCUACGCCGACACAACUGCAAGCUGUGCGGUCGGCCUUUUUGCUACUACUGCUGCAGUCACGCAGUGAGCAGCCAGCAGGGCGGCGUCAGAGAGCGCUGCUGUAAGGACUGUUACACACGGCAUGGCGCAGCAGAGCGCCACCCUCAGGAGGAGCUCGGAAGUCCGUCUCGGGUGUCAUACAGCCCGCUGUGCUCGACUCCCACCAGAGCCUCCAUGCCCAGUGUCACAGUGGCACCUCAGUCCCCCAGGCCAGACGACGCAGCGUUCGAUAUCAUCACAGACGAGGAGGUGAACUGCAUUUACGACAGCGACACACUGCCCUACACCACAGCUCUGUCUCCAGGAAGUGGACAGCAAGGAACACAUGAGAUUAGCAGCAGUACGAGUGGUGGUGACCUCACUGCAGACGAGUCGGAGGAGCUGCCGAGCUCGGUGCAGAACGCAGAGAUCUGCCUGCUCAAGUCUGGAGAAGUCACGCUGUCCGUGCCGUUCAGUGUGGAGGAGAUCUCCAACUUCGGUCAGGAGUCCAGAGAACUCUUCAUAAAGUCAAGCUGCUACAGUCUCAUCCCUAUCACCGUGGUUACUGCUGGACCAACCAUCAGCUGGGUGUUUUCCUCGACGCCAAAGAGCAUCUCCUUUAGCGUGGUGUACAGAGAGAGCACAGACAUACCACUGGAGCAGGCCAAGGUUCUGAUCCCUUUAACCAGGUGUAACUCUCACAAGGAUGCAAUCCGGGGCCAGGUGAAAGCUCGCAACCCCGGAGAAUACGCACUUAUCUUCGACAACUCCUUCUCCAGAUUCAUCUCGAAAAAAGUGCUGUACAAGCUGAGCGUGGAGCAAACGGUGGUCUACGAUGGCAGCGACUGACCGCAAAACAGGGAAGCACUCAUCAUACACACUUCUGUCUGUCUGGGUGAAGAGACUUCUGGUGUAUGAGUGGACUGAAGAGUUAUCGAGCCUUUUGUGUUUUCAGGACAAUUUAAUUUCUCCAUAAAAAGCCAAACUCAUGCCGAGAGCACAACGCACUACUGAUAGGACACGUGAUUAUUUAGACCAAAUCAGCUUUACAAGGUGUUCCAGAAAUCUAGCUUUCACGUAUGAAGACUCUGUGAUCACUGAAAUACGAUGAUUUUUUAAAGGUUUUUUCCUGAUAUGUGGACUGUCUUCACAGGAGGUUUAGGUUUUAAGAUACAUUUUGUUAGUACAGAAAGCAUUUAUUUAGUCAAGUGACCAAUCAAAGCAAAAGGUGGAUAGGAUAGAGAGUGUGUGAUCGAGAGCUGGAGAUGACGUGCACUACAAAUCAUGCUGCGCUUUAAAUAUUUGCUGCGUUACAGGAAAGUCUGUGCUUAUUAAACGAAAUCUAUUUUUACAUACUUCAUGAUCAACUCCAUUAACAUACAGACUGAAUAUUAAAUGUAUAGCAGAUGAGUUUUUAAAAAGAGUCAAAGAGCUUUACGAUGCUUUUAAUUCAUCCCAUUAAAAUAAGACAUUUCUUACACUAAAGUAAUGCUACAUAGAAAGUCUUAUAUGCACAGGCGUGUUCAUGAGAGCACAAGCUUCAAAUUAAUUUUUAUCUCAGACAGCACUCGUUAUCUGAGAACAGCGGUUCCGCACGUUUAAAGGUUUUCUUGAGCGUCUCGGAGCGAUUAUGCGUACGCCGAGAUGAGCUGUGUAAUCGUACCAAGCACAAGCACACCAUAAUAAUCUGACUGUCACGUUUUUACAGCUCACUGUGCGUUUUCUGUUCCGCUGACGUGACGAGAAAUUUUAUAAGCAAUAUCUUUGCUGCUCUGUAUUUAAAUGAGACUCCUGAUCUGUAACUCAGCGGGCCGAACCAAGUUGAACCCAAUACAAAGUGGAAUUAGUCUUUUCGUUGCAGAGGAUGAUUUCUACUGAUGAGAAUUAAAGGGGUGGGUUGAGAAUUCAAAUAUUUCCCAAUUUUCCAUCCAAGAGAUGUUUGGUGUACGAAAUACGCGUUUGUAGUUUUGCACUGUAGCUAUAAAGCUAAUGGAAGACUCUCAGGCAAAAUGUUGCCAGAAAUUCAAACCUACGUUUUCAUAUAUUUACUUGAAAUUACACUGAGCCUCAUUUUAACAAGCUUUUAGUAAAGCUGUGUGUAAAUGAAAUUUCCUUAAUGCUGAUUUUGUUCGUACUAAUGUGCACACGGUGAUAAAAGCCGAGCGAGUUUAUGGAACAGCUUAUUUACAUUUAGCCCCACCCACAAAACUCCAUAAAAGGCAAAGCUCAAAGAGCUGAAAACAACAAAAUGAUGUAUAGUAACUCUUUCACCUUUUAUAGGGUGCCAUUUCUUUUGUCCUAGUGGAAUAUCUAUUCUGAUUUGCUGUAAUUUAUAGAUUUCUUUCAAGUCAUUAAUCUGAGUUUGACAAAUUUUGUUAAAUUUGAGUGUAAAACAAAUAAAUAAGGGAUUUACACUUGACAGUGUAAUCCUUAUAUAAAAUUUCAGUAACUCAUCACCAAUUAUGCGAUUUUAAACAGUUGAGGUUCUGAACUUUUUCCCGAACUAAAUGGAUUUUCAUGAAACCACUUUUUGUGCUCCUGUGUAUUCAGUAUUCAGUUUUAUAGCACUUUAAACAGCCUCACAAAGCGGCUUUACAGAAAUCCCGAUGUAGAUUCAGAUCUCUUUGCGCACGCCAGAGACAACUAUGGUGAGAAAAAUCUUCCUGAGAUCACACGAGGAAGAAAUAAGAGUCCUGGGAUGAGCAGUUUUACAGCAAACAGUUCAACAAACAACUUUCUAAUAGCAAGGAUAGUGUUCACAAAGCUAUACUAUCAUAACCCUACAAAUUUUGGGAGGCGGGGCCUGGGGGAGAUGUCCAAGAUGGCUGCUCGCAUAACAUUACAGCAUUUACAGUAAUGUCCUGAAUCACAUCAGUAAGUGUGUGUGAUAUCACUCGAUGCGAUUUGAGGCAGAUAUUUACAGAAACGAUUUUGGGUGAGAUAGACUUCUGUUACUUGUUUGCCACGCCCCCUAAAGUAGGUCUAACAGGCAAAAAGGCCACGCCUCCUUUAUCAGGACUGAUGUGUAACUUAUUAAUUUGUUAAAACUUGUAGUUGUUUAAUUUAAUUAUUUAAUAUAUUUAAUUUACAUAGGUGAGCUUAAUAAUCAGUGUGCCAUUUAAUAAUAAUAGUUUUGUUUAUUGUUUUUUUUAUUUAACUUCGGACAGCAAACAUGUCUUGGCUAAUUGACUACAUUUGUGGAAAAAUGGAAAAUGGGGUAAAUUGGAUUUUUCUCUAACCUCUUCCCUCUGUCACUUUUGCAGAAAUGCACUUUUUGGACUGUUUUUAACUCUGUUUUUAUUCGAGUGAUGUACUGUACAGUGGUUUACUGUAAGCACAUGAUCUACAGUAGGACACUGGGAUUAGAUGUAUGGGACUGAUUGAUUAAAGGACUGUAUGAAAUGCCUGUAUGGUACAGUUACAUCAUAGUAAUAAAUUGAACUGACUGUGAAUAAACUGACAGCAGCGUUUGGCUGCUGUAUCAAACAA